CAAAAAAAAAAGAAAAACUAUAAUAAGUUUCCCAUUAAAAAAGGCAGAAGGAAAAGAAUUCUGAGUGAAGGAAUGCAAAGAAUAGAGCUGUGUGGGGAAGUGAAAACCAGCAGGGGUGUGGGGAUUCUAGGAUUUGCUAGAGGGAUCCCCCCUGUCUGCGUGCCUGUAUAUAUUUUUACAUCUUCAGCAUAUAUAGUAACUUGCUUCCAUUCCUCCUCUUCACUUUCUCCAUCCCCUCGUUCUGAGCCUCUUUUGUCUCUGCACUGAUCCACUUUAGCUGAAUCCCCUGGCUCUUGCUCUCCUUUCUUUAUUUUUGUUCCAGCCUUUUAUUAUUUAAUCCAUAACUUCCUAUCAUUCUCUUUCUCUGUCACUUAAUUAAGUCCUUCUUUCCUUUACUGAUUUUACUCUUGUUUGUUUAGUGCUACUUAAGUACUUCAAUAACUUUUCUGGCUGAACUUUAUCCUCCAUUCUCCUGUUUCUUUCCUGCAUCUUUUUAAAUCCAUCAUUUUUUUUGUAUUGUCCCUGCUGUUCUCUUCUUCCAUUAUCUAUUUACUGACCACGUUUCUGUCACCUAUCUCCGCUCCUUUCAGUCCCCAAAUGGGGGCUGCAGUAUGUCAGGAUGGCGAGCUGGAUUUUCGUCUGAUUUUUGGCGAAGAAGAUUCCGAGGCCAAUUCUCCAAGAGGCACACUGCAUGCAACCGAUCAAGAAUCUGAUGAGCCUUCCCUAUGCCAUGAAGUUUCCUCUGAUUCUACAGUAACCCUUAAUGCACCUCUUAAUGCUGGAGAAAAUGGAGGGGGAAUAGCAUGUGUACCCAGGGCUGGCAUGCACUCCCCACCUCCAAGACGUGCCUCUGAACAAGAUCUGAAUGGAACAUAUCUAAGCCAGCCAUCGCGUUUCAUCCCUUUAGGGGGAUCACGUUUUAUAGAGUGUCCCAGUAUACGCAUCACUAGUGACUCUCCAGGAAACAGUGAUGGGGAAUCAGAGGAGCAAAGCAGAAGGGACCUAUGGGAUGAUAGACCCCCACGGGACCAGCUUUUCCUUCCUCCAGAUCCAUUUGGUUACCGUGAAUCCUUCUUGAGCCCUAGUCCAGCAAGUAGCCAUUCUUCGUGGAGUUUUUUGUCCUCUGAAGCCUCCUCUUGUGAUUCUCUGGGGCAGAUGUGUGAGGAGGUUGAGAGAGAACUUAAUGAGGCUGCCUCACGUUUCACUUUGGCAUCCCCCCUUGGAUCUCCAAGGGGUUCUCCAAAACCAUGGUGUGGGCAAAAUGAUGAUUUUUGGUCAGUAAGUUCUGUUUCAGGACCCUCACCUUCACCACGUGAAGAGUUGCUCUUGCCAUACCCACAUGCCCAGGUAUCCAGACCUACAUCCCCUUGUGGAAAAAGGAGAUAUUCAAAUUCUAAUGAAGAAGGUAUGCAGCAAACUGGAUCUCCUUCCCCAGCCCACUCUCGAAGAGGCAGUGUUGGUGAAGAUAAUAUUGCAAUAGAAAGAGAUGCUUCUCCUAAGCCUUGUGAUCAUAACCAGCAACCUAUGCCAACUCCAACUACGGAGAGAGGAGAUAACAUACCACAAAAGGCCAGGAGAACCUCAGCAGAACAGACUGUGGCCCCAGUUAGACCUGAGGAAUCUACAAGCCCCGUAAAAACCUCUCCACCAGGAACUUCUUUGUGUGAGGAGACCACUGGUGUUUUCCAUCAAAACAGGAAAGAGAAUGCAGGAAUGGAUUAUCUUGCAGUUCCUUCAGCUCUGGCCUGGUCAAAAGCUAGGGUUGCAGGGCAAAGUCCAAUAUUCAGGUCUUCCUCUCUGCCCCCUUUGGAUUGGCCUCUGCCCAGCCAAUUUGAGGGAUUGGAGCUGAGAGUAGAGAUGCAACCACGAACUCAUCACCGUGCGCAUUAUGAAACAGAGGGAAGUCGGGGAGCUGUGAAGGCUUCUCCGGGGGGACACCCUGUAGUAAAGCUCUCAGGAUAUAACGAGAAGCCAAUUACACUUCAAAUGUUUAUUGGCACCGCAGAUGAACGCAACCUUAGGCCCCAUGCAUUUUACCAGGUUCACAGAAUCACCGGUAAAAUGGUGGCAACACCGAGUUAUGAAGCACUGGUGGGAAGUACCAAAGUGCUAGAGAUGUCUCUCCUUCCCGAGAACAACAUGUGUGCCAAUAUAGACUGUGCUGGUAUCCUGAAGCUUCGAAAUUCUGACAUUGAGCUUAGAAAAGGGGAAACAGACAUCGGUCGGAAGAACACCCGGGUCAGACUUGUGUUUCGAGUGCAUGUUCCUCAAGGCGCUGGGAAAGGCAUUUCAUUGCAAGUGGCCUCCAUACCUAUAGAGUGCUCCCAACGCUCAGCGCAGGAGCUUCCCCAGGUGGAGAAUUACAGUCUUAGUGCAUGCUCAGUGAAUGGCCGGGAAGAACUAUUGAUCUGUGGCUCCAACUUUCUUUCAGACUCUAAGGUCAUCUUCCUAGAAAAAGGUCCAGAUGGAAAGUUACAAUGGGAAGAAGAAGCGAAAGUUAACAAGCUGAAGAGCAAUGAGUCUUUGUUGUCUGUGCAAGUCCCUGAAUACUGUAACAAGGAAAUAACACGACCUUUGCAAGUCUAUUUUUACAUCUCUAAUGGGCGCAGGAAGAGGAGCCCCAUGCAGAGUUUUCGAUACUUACCCAUUAUUUUUAAGGCAGAGCCUUUGCCUGAACUUGCCCUACACAGGUUCCCCUCUUCCUCUCUGACAAAUUCGUGCCACCUUUCAGUAGAUUCAGGGCAGAUGGAACUUAGCACCUCCUUUUUGCCUCCAUUGCAGUCUAACUUGGGGGACACCCCCAUGGAGGUCUCACCUUAUUACACAUCUCCACAUUCAGAGCAUAUGUACCAAGGUGACCCAGACUGUGCUGUUGGCAGCAGCUCUUUCAUGGGAUGCUAUUUCAAUCCUCCGGUACCUACAGAUUUCAAAUGUCCUCCAUCUUAUCCUGAGAAUGGGAGUGAAGUGUCACUGUCAUUGCCCUUCCACUCUAACUCCAAUCCUGCUCUCCCUCCCAGUCCUGUGCCUUGGUCUCCACAACCCUGUUCAUCCCAUUCUGCAUGUGCCUCUACAUUUGGGGGACCUUUGUUACCCCACUUAACUCAACCCAGCAAAUUAAAUGAAACACUUGCUGUAUCACAUGAAAAUUAUUCAGCUUCCCCAAACCUGGCAGCCUUGGAAUUCGAUGCCACUGCCCAUCCCUUCUCACCUGCUUAUCAACCCUUUACAACGUGUGCACCUCCAUCUUAUACCACUUUGGGUGAUGGGGAGAGGUUGGGUCCUACACAACCUGUUGAGUCUUCCACUCUUCCAAUAGUGAGCAGAGUGGAUCAGUGCACUCCAGUCCAACAGUUUCCUUCAAAUGCUCUCCCAGAUCACCAAACUAAUCAUUUAAAUUCCCAGGUACAGAAGGGCAGAGCAGUAUCUCAGACAGUAUUUGCAACUCCGUCUCCAAGUUUGCCCCCAUCAGAAGAGGAGACUGCACCCCAAGCAUUUGCUCCUACUUUCCAUAACUUAUCCUCUUGCAGAGCUUCUUCACUCACUUCCCUUUGUCCUUCUUCACAUCCAUCUCCCUUUUCAUCUCCUUCAUCCCCCUCUAUAUCCAUCAAUUCUAAUCAAAGUUCAGAGCUGAAUCGAAAUGGUACCCAGGCCCUAUCUCCUAACAAGAAAGACAAGGACGUCUGUUUCCACCAACUUUCUGAAGAAUACCCUAAUUCCACAAACAGCACCGAGAAAGGAAAGGCAAAAGAGGAUGGGCAAGAGUUUGAAAGAACAUUUCAUCCCAUACCUAUCCAGGGGAUCACGCUGGAAGAAGUGAGUGAGUUUAUAGGCGAAGAUCUGCACAGCUUUCCAGAGCCGCCUCAAGAGGAAUAAUGCAUGAUGGCACCAAACAAUACCCAAAAUGGUCUUGGCCUUCUCAAGCUGCUCUGUCAAGGGCAGGGCUGGCUACUGUCAUCAACCUUUCCAGAAAAUAAAUCUACUAAAGGCAGGCAAACCUGCCAUAUUCUUUUUGGCUUGUCCAUUAAUUCUUCCACGUCCCUAAUGUAAUUUUCUGCUGUAGCAUAUUGUCCUAUUGAAAUUUCUUCUCUAGAAUAUUUUUUUACAGCAGAAUGUUGUUGGAAAGGCCAUGAGUGUGCUCUGUAUUUUUAUGAGUAUGCAAAGAUUUGGUACUUUGCAUCUUUCACUACCCCUUUAUCCAUUUACGAACUAGUCAAAAAACCUCAUUCUGCCAAGCAUUGCAUGUGUGAGUGCACUGACUUUGUGGGCAGCACUGAUUCUCAAAGCAUGAACCAAUGCAACUAUAUACAUCUGUUUUAUAUUUAUACCUAUUUUUGGGUCUGUUACAGUGGCAGUUCUUUAAUAUAGCUCCUCCUGUAUAUAAAGAUUCUCUCUGGGUUACUACACAGCUGGCAUAGCUCUGAACCAUUCCAGAUAAGUGGGAAUGGAUUUUGCAGCAGAGUCUUGUUUUUUUAAAUCUGCAAUAGAAAGAAAUACACAAAAAAUGCUUUAUUCAGCAACUUAAGCAGUUGUGGAACUUAAAGUUGCAUUGGCCUUAUUCAGAAUUUGGUUUCACGCCAUCUAUCAGGGCCUGUCCUACUUAAGUUGCUGUCUGUAGCAUUGAUGCAACAUGCUUCUUUCAUAUGAUAUAGCAUUUAUGUGUAGAACAUGUACAUGUGUUUACCAUCAAAGACCCUCUGCUAAGUGGAUUACAAUGUAUAUUUAUAUAUAUAUAUAUAUGUAUUAUUUGUAUUAUUUUAUAUGUGCCAGUUUGGCCUUUUGUAUGUCUAUGUUUUGCAAUGGAUUGAUUAAAAAGAUGGUAAGAUAUGUUUUUUUGCCUGUG
Messenger RNA from Xenopus tropicalis (tropical clawed frog), 4840 nucleotides. It is a transcript of the gene nfatc4, whose product is annotated as nuclear factor of activated T cells 4. Lineage: Eukaryota; Metazoa; Chordata; Amphibia; Anura; Pipidae. The transcript has 10 exons. Gene Ontology annotation, biological process: regulation of DNA-templated transcription. The record is from RefSeq and is a predicted model, not a curated record. Bases 598 to 3873 code for a protein of 1091 amino acids. Gene Ontology annotation, molecular function: DNA-binding transcription factor activity; DNA binding. Gene Ontology annotation, cellular component: cytoplasm; nucleus.